This is a messenger RNA of Nipponia nippon (crested ibis), 2118 nucleotides long. Lineage: Eukaryota; Metazoa; Chordata; Aves; Pelecaniformes; Threskiornithidae. The record is from RefSeq and is a predicted model, not a curated record.
AUGCAAUCACGCCUCGCCCUCUGCCCUGCCUGGGAACGGCCGCCCUUCAGCAAGCUUUUAGUAGAAGAGGAAACACCAGGCGUGGGGAGCUGCGCCGAGCGCCGGGGCUGCCGCCGAGCUGGGGGGGGACACCCACCGAGUGCUGGGGGACUGGGCGGCCAGGAAGGGCAGCGGAGGGCCGGAUCCGGCGUGGGACACCCCGGGUGGCUGAUGCUGGGGUGGCUGCUGGCGGCACUGGCGGCGCUGGCGCGGGGCGGCACCGCUGCAGUCCCCAGCUUUUCCUGCUGGAAGCAAUGCGGCUCCCGCUGGUUCCUCUGCUCCUGGCCGCCCUGCGGCCCCGCCGGCAACACCUCCUACAUCCUGACGCUCUGCUACGUGGUGCCCAGGCUGUGCCAGCAGUUCCAGGCGGGCGCGAGGACGACGUACACCCUGAAGCAUCACCACAUUUACGUCCUCACCAAUGCCACAGCCUGGGUGGAGGCGCGCUGGGGGGACCACGUCCACAGGACCCCGAACCUCACGCUGUACCUCAACGAGGCCGUGACCUGCGCCCUGGGGGGGAACGGCGCCUUCGAGGUCCAGCUCCGGCACAAGCCCCGCCACUGGAGCAGCUACUGGAGUGACUGGAGCAGCUCCAUCUUUGUUCCCGAGGAAAUCCUGGAGAGCCCAGCGUUGAGCUACCAGCUGGGAAAUCUGGGGAGAGAUGGGCAACGGGUGCUGAGGCUGGGCUGGCAGCGAGCCCCCGAGGAGCAGGGGGACGUCACCUACACGCUGCGUGCCCGCAUGCUGGCGUGCCACUGUGCCGAGCCGGCCGAGGAGGACGCCGUGGUGCUGGGGAGGGAGGUGACAGCACACAACCUCACCCUCUCCGGGGCCGAGUACGAAAUCCUGCUGACAGCGGCCAACGCUGCCGGGACGGGGCCGGCACAGCAGCUCCGGGUGCAGGCAGAGCAGCAUGCAGAUCUCGGCUUCAAGGAUGUCAGCGUGGCUGGCGGCACCUUGUUGGCGCGGUGGGAAGCACCAAGCCCUGGCUUAGCCUACUGCUUCGAGCAGUGGCAGCAGCUGCCAUGCUUGCAGCGGGCGCAGCAGCUCCCGCCACCAGCUCCAAAACCGGGCCUUUGCAUCCGACGGGAUUUCCCUGCCAAGAGCAUCCAUGUGGAGAGAGGAGCAGUGGAAGCACCGGCGUGUUACCGCCUCGCCGUGCACGGCUGGGCCCUGGCACGGGGCUGGUCCACCUUCGCCCUGCAGCACCACUACACUGGCAACGCCUCGCUGGCCGUGCCCAUCCGCAUCAACGCCAGUGCCGGGGAUGCCACCACCGUCGUCCUCUGGUGGAGCCCGUCCCCCCGUGCCGCCUGCCCCGGGGCACUGGCCAAGUACCUCAUCUGCCACGCGGCCGAGGGGGACAACGUGACCUGUGAGCGGGACCCCCCAUCCCUGCGGGACAGGAGGAUGGCGCUGCCUGCAAUCUGCAGGCAGCUGCCAGACUACUGCCUGUUUGUUAUCAUUUGCCCAGAUGGCGAAGCGGAUGCCACGGCGUCACACUACACCCUCCAAAACCUACGGCCCGGCACAGCCUACAGGGUGGGCGUUUGGGAGGUGACAGCGGAGAGCAGGGGGAUGUGCAACGCUUGGUGGCACUUCCAGACCAAGGCACUGGGUCCCCAGGGAGCAGCGUGGAAAUCCAACCUGAAGUACCUGGGCAUCUCGCUCAGUCUCCCGGCCGUGGCCGCCAUCUACCAGCUGAGCAAAAAGAGGGCUCGCCGCCUCCUCUUCCCACCCCUGCCUAAGCCCAUGGGCAGCAAAGCCAUCCAGUUCGGCGCCGGUGAAAUGAGCCAGGGCCAGCCCCGGCCAGGCUUUGUGGAGCCCUCGGAGAGUUUCAGCCCGGCUGAGCUGCUGCUAACGGAGCUGAAUCCCGGCAAGGAGAUGACGGACGCCGGCACACGGCCCAGCACGCCGCAGCCCAGCCCCACGGCCAAAGAACCGGUGGCGGUGCGCCUGCUGGGCUGUGAGAAGGAGCUGCCAUUCGCCUACCGGAGUUUUCCCCUGCACCUGGAGGCUUUUGCUGCCCGCGCCGGCUCGGCCACUGCUCCGGGAAAAAGCUGUGAUUCCUGUUGA